AUGGCAGUUACUAACUCUAGUGAGGCGGUUCCAACAACUUGCAUCGCCUCCCCAGCGGGUUGUCUGAUCCCCAUCCCAUUUCUGCCAGUUAUCGCCAACGAUACGGUUGAUAUAGACGAUGAGGAGAUGGAAGUCGACACAAUAGGGUUUGACAGGAUCGCUCAAUUCUACUUUUAUGGCGUUUGUCGAUCAGAGGAGUUCUUGAGCGCAUUCCCCUUUUGUUUUAACCCCAAGCUUGCCUUUUUGAAACCUCAGCAUGUUGUCACGGCCAUCGAACUGGAACAGGUUGCUUUUCAACAUUCUGUAAGAGGAUUCUGUAGCCCACUGGUCGAAUAUCGCGUCAGGUUUUCUUACAACCUUAGUUUCGGUCUAUUCAACAUCUGUGACAUGACCGAGCGGAAAGACUGGUGGAUGGUGACCAAAGUACGAGGGUGGAACAUUGAUGGCUGCCCUGAAGACGUCAGGAGGCUCAUGUUCGUCCAUAUCAUCGCAACCUUAGGGUGCAGCCCUGUGGUGACCGACGAGGACAUGGACUAUCCCAAGAACUGGUUGAAAAUGCUCCAUGGCGACGAAAGCUCUCCGAGCGAGCUUGUUGGCCACCGGCCCGAUGGCCGGACAGUAUGUAUUCAUUCGAUAGCCGUCUGCCCUCGCCUCCAAGGCCUGGGCCUUGGCACUGCUACUUUGAAGUCAUACGUUCAGCGUCUGAACAGCGCAGGUCUUGCGGACCGUGUCGCUCUUAUUUGUCGCAAAUCCGAGACCAGGUUCUUCCAGAAAUGCGGCUUCAGGAAUAUUGGUAGAAGCGAUACCAAGACUCUCCCUGGCGAAUUCUAUAACAUGGUUUUCGACCUACCCGGCCGCAAAGAUUUCAUUGAUUGGAAUCAAAUCGAGAAGGAUGCCCAACAGUACUGA
Messenger RNA from Trichoderma harzianum CBS 226.95, 909 nucleotides. RefSeq lists its product as hypothetical. Gene Ontology annotation, cellular component: cytoplasm. The transcript is spliced from 3 exons. Lineage: Eukaryota; Fungi; Ascomycota; Sordariomycetes; Hypocreales; Hypocreaceae. Bases 1 to 909 code for a protein of 302 amino acids. Gene Ontology annotation, molecular function: aralkylamine N-acetyltransferase activity. The record is from RefSeq and is a predicted model, not a curated record.